Molecule: messenger RNA, 29755 nt
Organism: Porites lobata
Lineage: Eukaryota; Metazoa; Cnidaria; Anthozoa; Scleractinia; Poritidae
Source: the annotation of a GenBank genome assembly
AUGUUUUUUUUUAUUAUUUUUAUUUUUUACAUUCAAGGGGCGGUCUUUCAAGCUGGGAAGGUAAAUAUUACCGACACUUCCCAAAACAACCAUGGCUGCCAAGCCGUUUCUUUCGAAACUCAAUUCCAGGGUUCGGGAGAUGUAAAGGUGUUCGCGACGCUCAGUCACGGAAACAAAUAUGUUAAAAUCCACGACCCAGCGUCUCUUUGGGUGAAGUCGGUGUCAACAACAGGUUUUGAAGCCUGCGUGCGAGAAGCAGGAAGUGGCUCUGGUGGGACGUCUGUUAUAAACUGGCUUGCAUUUCAAGGUUCGCAUCAAGGCAUAAACUCAGGGAUCGUGGAAUUUAAUGAAUUCACGUCACGAACACAAUGCAAGAAGAUAUCGCUGAGCAUUCAGAAUCAGGUAACUUCGCGAUGUUAUCCAAUUCAUUCAUUUAGUCUUCAAUUUUAGUUUUAAAGUCAUUACUCAUGAAAAACCGAUAACUCAACUUCAACCUUAAGGGAAAAGAUAACUAAAACGCCCGUGACUACUUCCCAUCAGUAAAAUUCCAAAAAAUAGCCUUGUUUUGUAGAUUGUUUAAAUACUAUGCCUACAAAAAUCACCAAAAAAUGUAAUGGUUAUAGUGCUCCUUGAUGAAAGUUGUUUGAUAUCUUCUUCGUGGCUCUGCGGGAACAUUUAAUGCAUAGAUAAAUGGACACAGAGACUACUUCAGCACAGAAUUGGCCUAAAGCAGCAAUAUCAUCGUGGCAUAUCCCCUUUAACAAGAAAAGGGCUUAGCACUAUAUGAAUCGUCCGUUUUUCCUAUGUUUUGUUUGCUUUUCAAGAAUCUCCUCCUUAUUCUGGCAAAUCGCCGCAUGCAAAACCGAGUAACUCUUCAAAGCCGCAAUGAAGUCGAUACUUGAUUAUUUCGAAUUCCCCAAUCAACAAUUGUUGCGAAGCUAUAAUGGCCAUGAGCUUGUCAUAAAGUUAGUCACUGUUAAUCCGGCCCUUUUCGGGGCAACGGUCGAUAAUCAUAUUUAAGCUACUUAUGGGGUGAUUUUGCCUCUUCUUUUAGAUAAAACCUCAAGUGUUUGUAACCGUUCAACAUAAACAUUCUAACCGUCCUUUUGAUUCCAUGAACAUCUGGCUAGAAGAGGUCAAAGCAGACGGCUUCGUUGUUUGCUUGAGAGAGUUUAUGAGUUUCGACGGUAUCCAUACCGGACUUAAAGUGGUGAGUUUUAAAAAAUUUAGCCCAGUCUUCGACAAAAACGUUUUUCUUUGUCCUUUCUUGUUAUCAAUUAAAUAUAAAAUUAAAUCUGAUUGUAUGGAAGCUAAUUAAAAACCUGGUGGUUAGUUUGGCCUCCCCUUAUAAAUUACAUAAAAAUUAUAUUAGGACUGAAUUAUUGUAAUACCUAACCCAUAAAUGUUUUAAAACCGUGAAACUAUGAAUUAGCUUUGCAAAGACAGCCUGACGAAAAAGGUGGAGGGGUGGACUGGAAGUGAAAGAAAAAAAAAAAAAAAAAAAAGGGGACGCUGAUCAGGCAGCGGGGUUCUUUCAUAGAGCGGCUUUUCAGCCUUAACAAAAUAUCCCGCCUGCUGCGCAUGUGCAGGCUUUUUUGAAAAGAAAGAAAGUUUCCUUCAAGUCGCGCAUAUAAACUAUCCUCGUCAAUUCCCUAAUACAUUCUGUGCCGAAACUUUAGGGUUCACUAGUGUGUUGUGAUGUCACAUGAAAGCUAUCCGUUUUUUAUUCAUUUAUUUAUCUAUUGUUUUUUAAAUCUUAUUCAGCCCGGUGGCUUUGAGGCCUUCUAAAACUUUAAUGUUGAAUAAAUUUAAAACCGUUCACCUACUUGUUGGAAUGAUGAUUACACUAUUUUGUGUAAUCUUAGUGGCGGUCUCAUGAGUGGUUAUAAAGUUCCCGAAGGGGGACUUCGAAGGCCCCUUCCCCCUCCAAUUCCCAGGAAGCCCAAAAACGCCCGGUCAGAAUAGUGUUAAAUGUAGGUCAUGGUAUUUUGCUUCUUUCCUAGACUGCAGAUACGAAUUUUUCUCAGGGUUCUCACCGUCAGUUUAAGUUUUCUUAAAACCAUAAGGAAAGACGUUUAAUGCUGUGACUGUUACUUGCGUCCUUCUCCUCAGAACUGGCUUGCUUAUGAUUUGCUACCUGAGGUUUGGAAUUUUACGGAGCAAGGAAGGCUUCAUUUUUCUGGACUUGGUGCACCAAAGAAAGAGAGCAAUUAUGCCUUUUGUCAGGUUGGAAAAUGUGACGUUUAUUGAUAAUACAUUCAAUUUUUAUUAACUUAACUUACAAAUCAAGCCUUUAAACCAUCGUGGUAACAAUCAACGUUUGUGUUGUGCAUUUCUCAUUUCUUUGAGGGACACUGCGGCAUGGGCGUAUUGUGCAUUUUUGAAAUAAGGGUUUAAGUCCAACAAGAGAUACGACCUUCUUGAUUAUCAAUAAUUCGUUAAAAACCUCAUGCGUUGUUCAUAAGAGUUGUGAUUUAGAUUUGUUGACCGUUACGUGGUAAGGAGGUGCAUCCACUAUUAGAUAUAUUUUAUAGACCUUGAGUUUGCCUAAUCAGUUCCUUAAUGAACUGGGACAAUAUCACUUUCUUCAAAAGGAUGAAAGCGACAAUAUACUUUCUUUAAACAGUCAGAGGGAAAAUUAUUGUGUUUGGUAAAUCCUGAUUUAUAGGAUUACAAGUUUGAGAAUCCAUUCUACGAGCCGCCCAAUAUUCUAACGUCUGCCACCCAUGAAAAUGGCACCAGGGAACUUUCAAUGAAGGCAGAUGGUCGCUAUAGCAACGCUUUGACUGUCUGGAUUGAGGUGAGUAGCCUUGAAGAGACCUAAUAAAUUGAAACUGUUUCAGAUAUUUGCUGAUUAAAAUAGUUGCCUUCGCUAAAGAAUAAAGCACUUAUAACUAAAAAAGAAGUUCAAAGUGGCACUUAACACUUGACGGCAAAUUCAAGCAAUAACUUGAAUCAUCAAGCUGAUUGUCACUUCCCGUACUCAUUUUUCACCUCCGGCUGAUGAUUCUUCUUAACGGAGGCUCCGUGGGUUCAUGGUUUAAAAAAGGUCACAUCUGUAGAUUGUAAUUUGUUGAUCACGAUCCAUUCUUAUUUUUACCUCGUUCUAUGGUGAUUAUGAUUGAAAACUAACUUUCUCGGAAUGUAUUGUUAUUUUCAUGUAUUUUUAUUUUCAACUUUGUCUAGGUGGCCUCGGUUAUAGUAGUCGCACUGUAACAGAGAGCAGCGUCCAUUAUAACAUAUAGAUUUAGCCAGGGCUGAAAGCGAAGCUCCAAUUAAUAAAUUUAUAACUUAAAUCAAACAAUAAACUUUUAAUGCACAAAUCAGUUAACUUAAGGGUACAUUCAUGUGACUUUUGAGGGACAGGCUAAUAUUAAUAUUUUAGAGUGAAACAUCUUACAUCGAAUUGAUAACCUUAUAUGUACACCCAAAAAAUGGCAAACUUCUUCGAUCACAUUCAAGAUCACAGUAGAUUAGGCCUCGAAAACAAAUUCUUGGAAAACAAAUCACGCCAAAUUUUUUUGCGUUCGACCGGUUUACUUUACAAAUUCUUGCCAACAAAUCUUGGGGUGUUUAAACCAACCUUUUAUAAUUUUUAUACAUCACAUUUGAGGUGAAACAGUACUAUUUAUCGUACAGACCUCGGACAGAAUGUGGUAUUUCACAAUUUUUCAAGACAAAUUGCACUCAGUCAAUAUUCAGGACGAUCAAUCGUGGGCUUUAAGCCAAACCGUUCAAAAAUUUCCAAAAUCACCCAUACGGCCAGCUGGUUCUCGUUUCUAUAGUGCGAACUGUCAGUGUGGUCGGAUGUUUGAAUGAACUUUAACAGAGUUACACUUCAACUUAAUAGCGAAUUUAUUAUUAUUUGUUUUGUUAUUUAAUGGUUUCAGUUAUAACGAUGUGUAAUCUUAUAAAGUGUUUGAUACGCGCGACAUGCAAGCCAUGGUCAGGAACGAUGAAAACAAACGGCACAGACAAGCGAUUAAAAUUGCAAGAGAGACUACUAACAAUCAAAAAAAGAGAUAUAAUUCUGUGAAACAUUUACAGAGACAACAAUUUUCAUUCAUGAAGACAAGUAUUAAAAAUCCUGGGCCUUUAAGCGUAAAGCUCGGCCUGCUUCCCGGCGCGGUGUUUACUGUUUUCGAAGAUGAACACCUUGAAGCAAGAAAAUCGCUCAAAGUUUUCUUUCUACAGCCAAAUUUAUAACUAAAUAUUCUUCGAAACGUUUUCUUUCUAUUUGUGGUUAGCAAAUAUAUCUGAAGGCUUUUUAAAGUUCUGUAAGCAUGUCUCUAACCUAAAACGAGGUCAGAUCAAGAGAGGAUAAAGGGGACAGAGAAGGCAUCCCCAUACACACCCUAUUCCAUAGGUAAUUCGUCUCGAGUUAUUUUUAGAAUCGGGAUAAAGUUACCUCGCGCGAGGCGUGGAUGUUUCGUGGAGGUUUCGCAUGACUAAACGCCGUGCAAAACAUGUCGGGCGAAAGGCAAUGAAAGCGUAAAAAGAUCGAGAGCAUUCUUGAAUAUUGAAGCGAAAUGAGUCGGCGCUCACCUGGGAAAAAGGAAUCGCUGGACUCUUUGACAACCCGUGAAAUCAGUUUAACUCGAAGUUGUCGUAACCUCAGUGCUUUAAUAAAAUGAGAAAUUUCGCCGGUCUAUUGAAACCGGUCGUACAAUAGGGAGUUUAAGAUCCAACGACGCGGACGACAACUAGAACGUCAAAAAUAAUAGGUUUAAUUAGCAAAAACAACAACUUCGCACGUGCAACACACUUUUUUGUUCAUUUCUUUCCCGUUUUUGCACGACUACGACGUGAAAAUGCCUAAUUUCGCGUUUUAUGGAGGACGUAAACAAUCAACGACGAAAUUUUAUUUCUCUUUCUGAGCUCGAAUAUGGUCCCUUGAAAUUCAGCUUUAGGAGGGUUCGCCUACAAUUGACAAAGUAAGUGGGUAGGAAUAAUCGCUAUAAAGACUGAAAAAAUUCAAAUUCACUUUUUAAGCGACGUUCUUGUCGCCGUCGCGCCGUUGGAUCUUAAAGUCUCUAAUAAGGCAAGUAGGACGCCAAGUGUUAUUUUUGUUGAAUAAUAAAAGACUAAUAAAGGAAUAAAUAUGAAACCAGAAAUUGCUCUCUUCAAACUGUAAAUUAUAAAUGAUCCUGAGAGAAUAUUCAGUGUGUUAAGGAUUUCCCUGCUGUACUGUUAGCUGUAUACAAGAGAGGAAGGGCGAUUAUUUUUUAAUUUCCGUUUCGCUGACACAGCUUUCGCAGAAAUCUCGCUAGGAAUAGCAAAAUCGCUCUCCGCGUCUUCCCCCGUUUUGUUCUGCGUCAUUUCGUGAAGGACGCGUGGCUCUCAGCGUGGGUCAUCCACGCGGAACACAUUCAGAUCUGUGGUGUUAAAAAUAACUCGAGACGAAUUACCUAUGUAAUAGGGUGUGUAUGGGGGAUGCAUUCUCUGUCCCCUUUAUCCUCUCUUGGUCAGAUCAAUGACUCAAAUCCUACAAACGUGAUAAAAUUGCCGCAUAAACUGUCAGCGUGAACUGUGCAAGACUUCAUGAAAUUAGAUUUAACGAAAACAAACAUCAAAUACAAUAAUUACUUAAACUUACCAUUCGAGAUUCAGUUUCUGAAAGCUAUCAAGGAAGGCCACAGUUGGUUGAGACUUUUAAACCCUCUUACGCAUUAAGCAAGGUGAAAAACGAAAACGAUGCCAUCCGAAAUCGAAUUACCGAAUUUUGACAAGCGACGUAUUUCUCAAUCAAAAGCCCAGUAAACAAACCAGCCAUGAAUGACAGAAGACUCUUGAUAGCAGCUGUAUUUCAUUUUUUACAUCCAGAGGAAAAAGACAGUUAAAAACAUCACAAGUUGACACAAAACUCUGUCAGCUUCGGCUGUCAAAGUAAACAAGUUUCAAGAUGCUGCAUAAUUUUUCCGCAUGAACUCACCUGUCAAAUUUUGACCAAUCAGAGUAUAAAAAUUGGACGUAGAGCGUGACCAACGCGUGACCAUGGUAAGAUAAAGCCUUCCCCCCCUGUACUUUUAAAAAACUGGGUGAAUUUUCGCUUCCGAGGUCAGUUUGAAAUCAAAAUCCUAAUAGUGCGGGGCCAUAGUGACAUAAACACAACAUAUUUGAUAUGAAUCCUUGGAAAAAAUAAACUUGAGCCUGCAAUCAUUUGAAACUGGUAAUUUGUCAGCGGAUAACUUCAAAAAAUACUAGACCUCGAUGGGUCGACACUUGAGCCUUCGGUACCGUCAGGUGAUACUGGUCAGCGGAUGCCCUGUUUUGAUAGCUGUCAAUUGAUCACAACAUUGAUGUGCAAUUAGUUUUCUCUUGGGCUCCCAAACUAGCUAAAAGUGUGAGAGUAAACAUUGGUUUUCCUGUGGUGCGGACGAACGGUCGGCGGUCGGUCGGUGUACGGUCACGUGAUUACCAAAUUUUCUGGGAUGGGUAGAUUUACUUAGCUAUAGGGCUCCGCUAUGACCGUGGAAACUGUACAUCCGUUUAAACGAUUCAAAGUUGCUCUUGUCCUUAUUAGGGAGCUUACGAAUCGACGACUUUCGCACGACGACGCCGUUGGAUUGCGUGACAUACCUACUGCGCAUGCCUGUCUUGGCACUUGCCGGCGUCGAGUAAAAGUCAACGACGUUGGUAAGAGCCAUUUGCCGGCGUCUUAAAGAAAGCAGGACGUGAGGUUAGUUUUCAAAGUUUUCUAGCGAUAAUUCACGUGUUUUUGCCAGAAAAAUCAAAGUAUUAUAUUAGUAACAUGUUCUUCACGAAUGUCUUUGACUUUUUUUGUCUGUUUUCAUUCAAUUCUACCUUCUACAGCCAUGGCAACUCAUGAAAGCGCUGGCGAAGGCACGAAAAGGUAUGAAUGAAAAGUUGAAUGCUGUAUGGACAUCUUUCUUUUUAAUCACACUGCACUAAAGUAUAAGACAUUUUCUGGUGCUCAUUAAAUUUGAAAGGACCGAAAAGUCGCGUAUCUUUUUUUUUUUGAUUUGUCACAUCAACAGUAAGAAACAGAGCCGAGUUGGCUAAUAGCUGGUAAGUUUACGUACUUCACUGAACAAAAAAAAAAUUUCUUACCCUGCCAGCUUUGAAAACAAUUUUAAAGUCAAUGAAAAGUUUAUUUUUACUCCUUUUCUCUUGUUAAGAGGGAUCUUAUAGCUAGCUUGGUGUUGUAGAAACACGCAAACUUUCCUUGGCUUACAGCUGUGUUUGCUUUUCUGCUCGCUGUGCGAACUGAUUUUGUUGUUUUUCAUUUUCUAUUGUGUUAUUUUCUUAAGCUUGUAAGACAAUCAACCAGCGAGUGUGAUCUCAUGGAUAAAUAGCUAGCGGAGAAACGUUACCUUAACAGUUAGCUUAGUAAGUUAGCGAUUUAACUGUUCAGUAAAUUAUAUUUAUAUAUUUUUAUAAUUUUUUUUCACAGAAUGCCGAAAAUGAAGUGGUCACUUCAACAUGACACUAUAUUUGGUCGCGAACUCCUUAGUUGGGAACUUUGGAAGUACCGUUCAGGCACCAGAGAGCGGGGAAACUGUUUAGACGAAAUAUGCAAAAUUCUGAAUAACAUCAAAGAGCCCCAAUUUUGCGUUUCGCAAAAGGGUUUGAGGGACCGUUUGAAAAUCCUGGAAAGGGAUUCCAAGGCCAGGAAGAGAGAGGCCGAGAGGGGCUCGGGAAUUUCCCCCGAAUACCGAGAAAUAGAUCAAAUAAUGGAAGACUAUAUGGAGAGAAGAGAGGAGGAAGAGAAGACCAAGGAAUCCCGCACUGAUGUGGAUCGAAACAAGGCAGAUCAAGAUAAAGCAGCAGGCGAGGAGAUGAGGGAGAGAGCCAUGGAGAGGCUAGCUCAGACUAAGAAGAGAAAUGGCAAAGAUGAACCACGAAAAAAGCGCCAAAAAAGUGGUGACACCCUUGACUAUCUAAGGGAGGCAGCGGAGAGGGACUCUCAGUUAAGGCGAGAUGAGCUGGACAUGAAGAGGAGGCAAGACGAAGCUACAGCUGCUACCCAGCAAGCAUUGUUCACUCAGCUACGGGACCAGCAACAGUUACAAGUGCAGCAACAGCAACAGCAGCAACAGCAGUUUAUGCAUAUGAUGCAAAUGAUGCUGAACAGCCAGCAAGCGCAAACACAAGCAGUCAUUGAACUCUUAAAAAAGGGACCGUAGUUAUGAUCGGAGUAGUUAUUGUUCAGUUUUCUUGUAAACACGCAACUUAUUUUUUCGUUGUUGUUUUUGGUUUUGUAAUAUUAUAGCAUGAACAAGCAACCUUAGCAUUCGAUGUUGAUUUUCAUCACUUUAUUGCACGUAGAUGUUCUGGCACGCGUGUUAACACUACUAUUGGCUUUACAUGUGUUCUUUUUUGAACUUGAGUUCUAUUGCAUUUCAAAUUAAACCUUCAAGCGACUAGAGUGUUUAUGUUGUAUAACUGGAGUAUUACAAGUGUAUCUUAAGCACAUUAUAUCAAAUGAAGUAUUCCUCUAGAGUUGGCGGAUUAACACCAAAAUACUCUGACGUAACAGAACCGUAUAAAAUGUUUCGUGCAUUCUGCAUUAACGCACAUGUUACAUACAUCUUUCCUACAACACUCAAUCCGAUUUUCAGAUUCUUUUUAAAAUCUAAGAACUUAAAAUAAUUGGCAAUAUCCCCGAAUAUCCACUCUACGGAAGAGCGAACUGUGCUCAUUGAGGUGUUAAAAUCUUGUUGAGCUGGGGUCAGGACUGCGCCUUUAUAGGGCCUUUGUAGGUGUGCACGUAUCGGAUAGGCGGGGUCACCGUACACGCAGAGGGGAAGGCCAGUUACGGGGCAGUUAGAAAACCUUUGCAGUUCCUGCAAGAAUCCGGAGGCAGCUAGCAUGAAACUGUCAUGGCGUCUUCCCUCAACUGGGCCAAAUAGAUUCCCCACUAAUCCAUUAGGCAAAGCGACAGCCUGAAACUUAAUGGAGUGGACACGUUUAUGGCCAUUGUAGAUGGAUCGCUGGUUUUCGUUAGGCCUACAAACUGGACGUACAGUUCCAUCUAUGAAUCCCCAGCAGUUAUCUAGGGCAGCUCCUGCUUGUUGGAUAGCAUCAGCAUACUGGCGAAGCUUGGGAGGGGAUAACAAAUCAUGAUUAUACCUUGUAAGCAGAUGAUGCCAGCGCUCAUAAAUCAAGUCCAUUAUGUGGUUAUUUAUGAUAGAAAUCUCAGGAACCGGUCUGGCAAAAUGGUAAACCAAAUCUCCGUAUCGGCAAGGGUAGGCAUAGCGCUUAAGAUACAUGCAUAAUGCAGGUACCGAAGGUACUACUAAACCAUUGUAAGUGGUUAUCUCGUCAGGUAACUGCAGCUGUUCCGCAAGUUUAUAAAUGUCAUCUCUGUAGAAACGAAACUCAACCUUGCAUUCGUCGUUUGUUUUCUCGUCCAAAUCGAACCUUUCGUAGUUCCAAUACGGAAACUCUGGGUUUUUUGACUUAUGAGCAUCGUAUAAAAGUACAAAUUCUUGUUCUUUUAAAAAGUUGUUUCGAUAAGCGUAAGCAAUACAAGCUCUUGUUUCUCUGAAGUUAGGCAUUUUGGUUUGAACAACCCGGCUUAUGAUCAUGAAGUGAUAAAAAACAAACUUCAGAAACGGCGGGAAAAUUUGCAGCAAGCGUACCAACGUCGUCGUCUUUACUUAAAAUCGUAAAUUCAAAUUUCUAGAUGACGGCGACGCAGGACUAUGACGUGGCCCAACGGCGUCGUCGUGCGAAAGUCGUCAAUUCGUAAGCUCCCUAUUGCCUUAACUGGACGCCCCUGUCUGAAAGCUAACAAGUCAAUAUAAGCUUUUUAUUUAUUGGUAUAUCUGAUGUUAUUUUCCAGGAGAUCACUCGUUUGUCUUUCAAAGUGUGCAUCAAAGACAGUCAGGGAAUGAGCAAGUCUCACGAUCCAGUUACAGUGGACUAUGCUAUAGUGGGAGGUACAUUACUCUUAUAUUUGCUUAUUCUUUAAAUUCAAAGAUUUGUCUCUCAUACCGGUUCGUCCUAUUAUCAAGGCAUUUCGACGUUGGGUCAAACGUCGAAUUGAAGAAAUGAAUUCGAAUACGAAUAAAGUCAGGCAAUUGGCACUGUAAAAACCUGUGAUCAAAUCUCGAAGAAAGAAGUUGUAAAAAAAUGACGUUCAAAUAAGGACAGCAUCGUAUUGUAAAAAAAGUAACUCCCCAUUUCGUAUCUUUUUUUGCCAUCAAUUGUCUUCAGAGGAAAAACAAAGAAAAAUUUUAAAAAAUUGAAAGCAGUUGCUCUCUCAAAGGAUGUAGGACGUCAGGUCAAUUUGCUAUUCAUACAAGUGCUGAUUUUCUUGUUUUGUUUUUUUUUGCCCUAAAGAUAUAGACCCAUGCACAAACGUUACUUGCGAUUACCAUGCCAUCUGCAAAGCUUUCUCUGCAUUUGAUGCCCGUUGUGUUUGUGAUGACAACUGCCCGUCGUACGAGGAGCCAGUGUGUUCGUCCAACUCGACAACAUUUAAGAACAAGUGCUUUUGUCUGCUGGACAUUUGCAGGCGCAAGAGUAACCACACUCUCUAUCAUCCCGGUAGUUGUACAGGUAAGAGAGCGGAUUAUAAGGAUUUUUAAAACCAUCUUAACCAGCGCAUACAGAGCUCUAGUGUUAUGAGAUAUGGCGCCGCUGAUGACUUACGACAUCACUCAAUUUGGCGGCCAUCUUGGGUGCCAUCUUGGAAUCACCGUUUUAAGCACAUGGCAUUUUCCGUGAAGCUGUAGGUCCAAAAUAAAUCACGAUUAAAUACUAUUUUGCUUAUUUUGGUACUGUUUUGAACGCAACAAAGUGCCAAUCAUAUAGUACCACGAUAUGAUUGUGUGAUUCUACAAUCAGCUUUUGAUUUAAUUCCUCGCAUAUAGAAAGGAUUUUACACGUUUUUUUUUUCUCAUCCUCAUCAGGUAUUUGUAGGAUGCAUCUUUAUUUGUCUUUAUGUUAACUUUAUUGCUGUUGUUGUUUGUUUGUUUGGUUGUUUGUUUGUUUGUUUUUUCUUAUCGCUUCAGCUCUAAUUAGCUUUGUUUUUCUUCUAUGUUAUAUCUUCUUUUUCUUGUUGUUCCUCGACAGGUUUUCCUGUUCAGACUGGGCGAGUUUCACUGAAAAGACAUGUACAGUGGGCAGAGACGGCCUGUGAACUAGUGAAAUUUCCACCGUUUUCAUUCUAUCCAGACAAAGAAGUGCACGUACAGAUAACGACCAAUCACUGGAACAUAAGCAAGAAAAAUUUUGUUCAUGAUGCUACUGUGUCCUGGGUGGAAACUGUUAACUUCGAGAAUUUUGAGGUGAAUAUUUUAAUAGGAAGUUUUCAAUUCAAAUACGUGUAUUACUUCAAGUAGUAAUUAGUGACCUUCUGCUCAUUUGUCUUACAUCUCCAAGAGCUCUUGUUUACCUGUCAUAUUUCUGGCCAGUAAAAUACUAUUUGAACAUAUUUUAUUUUCACAACGAGUUAACAGCGAAGAUUUCGUGUUUUGCGCGCACAGAGGAGCACUAUGGGUAAGAAAAAUUGGUUAUCUAUACAUCCAAGAAAUUUUGAUUCCUUACAAAAUCGUGCGUACUUACGUAGGACGGCGUCUUCAUGUUAACGAAUGUGAAAUGUCUUACUAGCUGUAAAUCCAAAACAUAUACAAAUUGUGUUUAACUCGAUUUUAGACAUCCAUGUCAUAAUCAAUUGAAAGCUGUCAAAGUAGGGCAUCCCCAGACCAGUGUCACACGACUUUAUGGCUUGCUCAGGUGUGUUACUUAUUGAGGUGACGGUUUUUUUAAGUUCUCAGCUGACCAGUUAUAGAAUCAAGUGAUCGCAGGCUUGGAAAACGUUUUUUCAGCAAGUCAGUUACCACGAGAGCUCCGCUUUUGACCUUGGCUAAAUCUAUAUAUUACCUUACCAUAAUAUAUAGAUUUAGCCAGGGCUAAAAGCGAAGCCCCCAUUAAUAAAUUUGUAAUCUAAAUCAAACAAUAAACUUGUAUUCCACAAAUCAGUUCACUUUAGAGCACAUUCAUGUGACUUUUGUUUUGAGGGAUUAAGGCUAAGUGAUUUGAGAGAAAAAUAAUUUGCUAACAGUUCAAGAGUGCACCAAAUCUUACAUCGAGUUGAUGGCCUUUAUAUGUACACCCAAAAAAUAGCAAUCAUCUUCGAUCACAUUUAACGGCCACAAUGGCUCUUGAUCACAGUAGAUUAGGCGUGGAAAACAAAUACUUGGAAAGCAAAUCCGGCAGAAUUUUUUCCGUUUGACAAGUUUGCUUUACAAAAUCUUGCUACCAAAUCUGGGGGCGUGUAAACCAACCUUUUUAUACUUUUUAUACAUCACAUCUGACAGUCUGAGGUGAAACAGUGCUAUGACGCGAUGUUUUUAAUUUAUCAUACAGACCUCAGACAAAAUGCAGUAUUUCACAAUUUUCAAAUAUAAAUUGCACUCAUUCAGUAUUCAGGACGAUCGAAGCACGCGUGGGCUUUUAGCAGGGGAACCCAACGACAAUUUUCGGAAAAAUAUCUGUUCGGAAGACGAUUUGAGAUCUAGAAUUUUCGGAACAUUUCUUGUAAAAUUUCUUGCUUCCAUGCCUCUCCUAGGAUUUUCGAACAAAUAAAAAAUGGUAUACUUGCCCAUAAUUAACUAAUUUUUACCCUAAAAAGUUCACCUAGAAUUUUCGGGAGCCUAUUUUCUGGCUAAAAUUUUCGACCAGGUAAGUUUUGAUCCCUAUAAUUUUCGGAUCACUAGACUUUCAGCUAGGAAAUCCGAACAGAUGAAAAAUUUUUAGGGGAUAAAAAUAUGCCUAUGUCUACCGUUUAAUUACUAAAAUACAUUUAAUAAUGCUAUGUUUAAGUCGUUUUGAACUAUAUUCUCGUUGGGUGCCCCUGUUUUAGCGAAACCGCUAAAAAAUUUUCCAAAAUCACCUAUAUAACGGCCAGCCAGUUGCAAGCUGUGGAGUGUUUGAAUGAACAUUAAUAGAGUUACACUUCAACAUAAUAAACAAUUUAUUGUCUUUAUUUUUUUUAUGUAAUGGUUUUAUAACGAUGUGUAAACUUAAAAAGCGUUUGAUACGCGCGACGUUUUGAGUACUCCUGCAUGCGAUGUUCAUGAGCGACUGAAAACAUUAACGGCAAAUUGCAAGAGAGACUACUAAGAAUCAAUAAAAGAAAUAUAAUUCUGUGAAACAUUUACAGAGACAACAAUUUUCAUUCACGAAGACAAUUAAGUAUUAAAGUGUCUCUAAGAAUCCUGAGUCUUUAUGCUUAAAGCUUAAGUUUAUGUUUUAAGCCGGCUUCCCGGUGUUUGUUGUUUUCAAAGAUGAACUGGAGGAGAGAAAAUUAGCUUUCUUUUUACGGCCAAAAUAAAAACGCAACGUUUUUUUCUUUCUAUUUUCGGUGAAAAAAAAUCGACUUAAGACUUUUUAAACUUCUGCAAGCUUAAAUCAGACCUCAUACUAUAGGUCAGAUCAUUUAGGUCAAAUCUUAAUUCAGACAUGCAUAAACUAGCCUCAUAAACUGCGCUCAGCUUCAUGAAAUUAGAUAUAUUAAUAAAACAAACACAAAUACAAUAAUUACUCAGGCUUACCAUUCGAGAUGCAGCUCCUGGAAGCUAUCAAGUAUGGCCAGAAUCGCUUCAAACUUUUCAAUCAAGCAGGGUGAAAAACGAAAACGAAUCGAUGCCAUGGAAAUCGGAUUUCCGACUUUGACAGGCGACGUAUUUGUUAACCAAAAACCUAAUAAACAAACUAGCCAUGAAUAACAGAAGAAUCUUGAUAGCAGCUGAAUUUCAUUUCGUACAUCCGGUAGAAAAAGAGAGUUAAAAACAUCACAAGUUGACACAAAACUCUGUCAGCUUCAGCUGUCAGAGUAAACAAGUUUCAAGAUGCUGCAUAAAUUUUCCGCAUAAACUCACCUGUCAAAUUUUGAUCAAUCAGAGCAUAAAAAUUGGACGUAGAGCGUGACCAACGCGUUCACGGACGACUGAAAACAACAACUGGCAGAACGAUCAUGUAAGAACGAGAUCCUGACAAACAAUCAAGACAAGAAAUUUACAAAACUGUAAUACAAAGAAACAUUUCAAGGUCAACAAUUUUUAUUCCCGAAGACGUGUUUUGAGAGUAAAGUGUCUCUGAAAAUCUUGAGUCACGAAUAGAUUUAAAUUAAGCCUUAAGUUUUAAGCCGCUUCGCCGUUUUUGCUAUUUUGCAAGAUGAACUCCAGGCAAGAAUAUCGCUCAAAGUUUUCUUUUUACAAACAAUAGGAUAACUAAACUAUUUUUCAGAACUUUUUCUUCUAGUCGCGGUCAGAAAAUGUCUACAGACUUUUAAAGUUCAACUUCUUUACUAGGUCAGAUAAAUUGAUUCAAACCUUACAAAUGUGCGUAAAAUGAAGGCAUAAACAUGAAAAAAGAAAACACAUAAAAUGCGAUAAAAUUACUCAAGCUUACCGGUCGAGGUGCAGCACGGAAACCCAUCAAGUAAGGCCAGAAUCGCUUAAGACUUUUCGCAUAGUCCAGCAAGGCGAACUAAGCUUACAAAGAGUAGCUUAUUUUUGAAAACGAUGAUUCCCGAUUUCUUUUUGUCGUGCGGCGCAUUUCUCAACCACAACCCAAUAAACAAGCCAGCCAAGAAUAACAAAAGAAUGUUGAUAGCUGCUGUAUUUCAUUUUGUAGAUCCAGUGCAAAAAGACAUGUAAAAACAUCACAAGAUGACGCAAAACUCUGUCAGCUUCAGCUAUCAGUGAACAAGUCGCACAUGCUGCAUAAAUUUUCCACUUGAAUCCUCUUCGCUAGCGCGCCUGUUAAUUCUUACUCUAUGCUUUUCCCUUCUUUCUCUUUCCCGUCGCUCUUCACUUACAAGCAAAUAGUUUGAAUUCAAUCUGCUAUUGUUUGUUGCCAUAACAAUUUUUUCGAAACAGUUCACUAGAAACUGAGCACUACGGUCACAAAAUCUUUAUGCAAUGAAGUAGUUGAAGUAAACAUGUUUUUGAACGCGACGACAGCCACGCCAAUUCUUGCGCGAUUUCCCGCCAAGAAAACGGUGGGUUGCACAAAUGCUUCGCGCGAUUUAUAACAUACUCCUCCCUCGGACAGGCUGACACCUGAUUCCCUUCCCUCCCCCGCAAAGAGUGUACGGGCGUACGCUACGUCAUAACCAAAUUUUCUCGGAUGGAUUGUUUACCAAAUUUUCUUACCCAUCGUGCUCCGCUGGCGCGCUUCGCGCGCCGGAGCUCCGCUAUAAAAUAAACAUUACCCAUUACAUUUAAUCUUUAGGUGUGCGUGACUGCAGCAGGAAGAAAUGAUCGCUUUAUCAAAGAAUUUGCCACGGUGGACUGGAUGGCCUACCAAGGAGCACCUGAUGGAGGUGUGGCGGAUAAAACGCGCAUUCCAGAAUGGUGGACUGGAUCACAGUGCUCAAAAGUCAGCCUUCCUCAGGCAAUAACACUUUAUUGUUACCUCUCAGCUGCAGCUUGUUUCGUUGCAUAAACCAGAAAGAAUAAUGACCUUUAGUUACGUUUUUCAAUAAGGUGAACAUUUGCUAUGCUGAUGUUGUAAGUACCAAACACUUCAUUGUUAUCCAAUCAAAGAUAUCGUACUUGGACUUGGAGACAUGAGCUGCAAAGAGGCAGCCCAGUUCUGUCCGCGAAAUUCUUUCUGACUCAUAGGCCAUUUUUAAACCUUGUUUUUUAAUCAAAUUUUACACUUUUUGUCAGAAGGGGGAGAUAUUCUUUAAAAAAAGCAUUAUUUAAUACAAAAAAUAGGGGAAAGAAAUUUGUACGGUCUAGGGCUAAAUUUGACAGUCGCGUUCAGACACUUGACCACGAUCCUAUGUCCUAUGAGCGUCCCCAUCAUGUAAAAUUUUUAUUUAUUUCAAAUUUCACACAUACCAUUCUCCCAAUCAUCUUUGCUGUGAAUACUUGAUAACCAGUUAAACUUUCUUACUGUACAUGUUAUGAAUUUUUUUUUUUUAACAGGGAAAAUUUGCGUCUACACCAACGGUCUUGGUUACAGCAGAACAUAUGAGUGCAGACUUUAAGCACGAUGCCGCAAGUUUGUGGGUAGAAAACGCAACCAGUUCGUCCUUUUACAUUUGUCUUCGAGAACUACAGAAUUAUGAUGGUCUACAUGAAGAUAUCUUUGUGGUAUAUAUUUUCUCCUUUAUAAAUAUAUCUGUCUGGAGUUUGCUAAAACGUGGCUAAAGAAAUUUCAAGUGCAUUUUAUCAGUCUGAUAUCUGAGUCAAAUGGAAAGCAGUUAAAAGUUACUAGCUGACAACUUUAUUGCUGGCAACAGACGGUAAAUUUCUCUCUCAGAAGUAACAGGAUUUUGGGAUAAAAUAAACAACAUUUGAAGAGUCCAGAAAUUAUAACCUUUUAGUCAGCCAAACCUUGAGGCUCAUAGUUAAGUGUCUGCCGAAAACAGAUUAAGAAGCCACAAUCUUUGAGCACAGAAUAGGCUUUCUAAGCCAAAAUCAUCUAAACUAACUCUCACAAAGCGGUUUUAUGCUUGGCACAAAGUAAUCUGUUAACGCGAGCUCAACCACAUACCUGAGUUUUGUCUGUCAACACCUUCGGUAAAUCACACAAUAAAAUCACUUUCGAUUCAAUCACAACACUUCCAACCACUCAUAAUAUUCCCACAUUUAACACGCGCGAAUCAUCGUCAAAUUACUUGGAGCAAUAAAAGUCCGGUCUGAAUAGGAUCAAUCAUAAAAUACGUUAAAUGAGAUCUCACAAGUAUUGUGGAUACAACUUACAAAUCGUUUUUCGGGAACAUAGCAUUUUUAUUUCCAAACGGGAUUUACGUAUGAGAUAGCAUAUCCAUUUUUGAUUGCUAUCCCUCUCUUUAGAGUUGGAUGGCCUUUGAAAAAAUUCACAGGCCCCUUUUCGCUGAGAGCAAACACGUGGAUUUUCCAAACAACGAUUCCGUUUCUACAAGCUACAAUGGUGCAUUUUGCAAGGUAAGAAGCACUUUACUUUUAAGCAGAAGAAGGCUCUGUAACUAUUUAGAUGGAACAGCAGAGAGAAACCGCGAUCAACCCCCUCGGGGGGCUACUCCCCUAUAUAGGCUAUAUAAGUAUGUGCCGCUCCAUCGGGUAGGGUUUUUGCGCCGUUUUGGUCUGACCACGGGUAUACACUUUGCCCGUAUUGGUCUGGAAUGAGGCCAUGAAAGGAACUUGUUUUUCGACAGUUCAUCAAAGCCGUCGGAAAAAAAAUCUUCAACAAAGACGUGUUUUGGUACUCAAAUAUUACCUGUUUCUUCGAGUCGGCGCAGAUACAUUCCAGCCACCAAUUAUAUGACCAUGCAUUGAUGAAAAUGGAUGGUGUUUCAAAGUUUAUACCAACAGCCUUCUUUUUGUGUCCUUAGGACGUCCCAUUUGCAAAGAAUUACGACAAAGAACCCAUAGUAUUAAUAGCAGCCGGUCACAACUCAGAAGGCAACAAUUUAAAGCCAAUAUACAUGUCCGUGACCCCAUGGAUUGAGGUAUUCUCAAAUUAUUUAACUAAUAUACAACACACUUUAAUCAAAAUAAGUAACAUCAAGCUGAUAACCCUGUAGCAAAUGCGCAUAUGAGCUAAAUUACACCAAGGUCUGUUCAUGCAGUCUCUUUAUCGGCCAUAGUCGCGCAGCGAAACGACCCAUGUAUUUAUCCAUCUGUUAUUCACGGUCAGUUUCCCAAGUUCUUUUUUUUGUUGUUGUUUAGAUAGGAAUUCAAAAUGACCCAGUUACAGGUGUUUAAGCGAACGUCUCUAAACGUUGAGCUAUUGCUGUUUGUUCUUGUAAUCGAAAUAUAUGACGCUAGAUGAUUUGCUUAUUAUUUUACAGCACAUCAAGACCAGCGAAUUCCGCAUUUGUCUCAAGGAGUUGUUCGCUGACCAGCAUGAUCCUGUGACUGUGUCCUAUACAGUACUGGCAGGUGUGUUAGUAAAUGAUAAAAAAAAAAAUUCCUUUGCAAAGACCUUCUCAUGCCCAGCAAGCUUUGGUAGAUGUCAAGCAAACUUAGAGACUCCUAGUUUCAUAUCUCCUUUAAGUAAUCACCAGUAAAUGUAUUUUCUUAGUUCCUACUUACUACAAGCAUUUGUUUCUAUUUCCAAAAACUUCUCGGUCAGCUAAGGCCUAAGCCAAACGUCGAAGUUUUCAUGGAACGAACCAAACUGUAAUUUGAGUCGACCUAACUUAAGUUAACUUUAUAGGACGCGUGGAACCAAUCAACUGAAUCAGAUCAGUAAUAAAAUUAUUUUCUCCCGAACGAUUUUAAAUACAUUUAUAUCGAACAAUUUUUUUAAAAUUUAUUAGUUUAGUUCCUCACAUGUGAAGAUCGACGUUUGUCCCGGAGACGAUCUUCGGACGCUCUGUCCGUCUGAACGUGUUGGACGAUCCAAACUCAUUCAGACGAACUUAACUGAGCCAGGCGUCGCUAACAACGUUUCAUGAACUUAAUUCACUAAGUUUAGUUCGUCUCAUGAAAAGUUCGACGUUUGGCCUAGGCCUUUUUUUCUCUUUAUUACGCACUAUUUACUUCACACAAAAUGUUUUGUAUAUUGCAGAUGUAUGUAAACCGGGCUGGUCAUAUUUUAAUGGUAUUUGUUACUCGACAAGCCAUUCUUGCAAAAAUUGGACCGAAGCUGAGAAAACCUGCCAAGCAUACAGCGGCAACCUCAUCACUGUGCGAAAUCAAGAAGAAAACGUCUAUAUUCAGCAUCGGCUGAAUGGUGCAAAGGGCUGGAUUGGUCUAAACGAUAGGGUAAUUGAGGGUGCUUUUGACUGGGCAGAUAAUCAAACCAGUAACUUUUCAUAUUGGGCGAAGAACCAACCAAACAACUUCAACAAUGAAGAUUGCGUUCACACUUUGGGAGUCAGACAUAGUUUUAUGUGGAAUGAUGUAAACUGUGGUACUUGCCAUAACUACACCUGUUCAGAAGGUUUGUGGUUGACUUACCUCUUAUAUACCAACAGGCGUUACUAUUACUGGCAGUACAAACUUUUGUGGUAACAAUUACACAAUAAUUUGCGAAAAAAAAAAAACCUGGGUAAAAACGAUUUGAUAAAAGUGUCAUAAAAAAUAAAUAAAUGCUACAGGCUUUAUGGGCCUCUUAAUUACAAAAUAAAAAUGUUUAUAAGUUAAAAACCAUCGUUCAUAUAGCUGUCCAUUUAGUUAUGGGAUACAAAAUUAAGUUCCUGUUAAAAUAGGUGUCCAAAAUUCCUAUAGAUAUCUAAGCGCUCAGCUUGAACAUUCUAGCAAUGUGUAAUGAACUAGACAGGAUUGCCUUUUGCAUUUUGCGCAUAAUUGAUUAACACUUGUCUCCUGCAAGGUCUUUUAUAUUUUGCUCAACCUCUUUCGAAUAGCCCCCAAGGACAUGCAAGAUAAUGUUAUACUGAUUAUACUGAUUUAUUAUUAUUAUUAUUUAUUAUUAUUGAUACUGAUUUAUUAUUAUCAUUCACUAGUUCCUAUUCUGUUCCUAUUAUUCAUUAGUUCCUAUUUAAAAGCAAUUUCCGAAAAGUGAUUAUAAAACUACUUCCUCAUUAAAGGGUUUUCGCUUGACCUCAUUUUGAAAAUGUGGGUUUUCAUAAAUCGAAAAUGGUCUAUAUUAACGUUUCCAGGCAUUAAGAGUUAUUUUUAUCUAUUUCAAUUGUAUUUUCUUCCUUUCUUAUUGCCAGAGAAGAUCCUAAUUGACUUUCACCAAUUUAUUUAUUUAUUUUAUUUUAUUUGCCACACUAAUUACAAAAAAUAUAGGAAAAGAAGAAGAAGAAAAAAAAAAAAAGAAGUGGCGAGGAGACCUAACAGAAACUAUAGGAGCUUAUGAGAGGUUAGGCCUCCUCGAACUAUGAGCUAGAGCUGUUUCACAUCAAUUGAAGAGAAGAAGGCGAAAAGUCGAAGAUGGAAAGAUUUAUAAACUGUUUUCAUACUUACUCAAUAAUUUAAUCUUCAGUUUUUUCUUAAAAGAGGAGAGGGAUUGAGAGUUGAUGAUCUUGUUGUCAAGUGAAUUAAAAAACUUAGGCCCUUGAAAAAAGGGCGAGAACUUCUUCGUGUUUGUACGACAAUACGGUAGACGGUAGGCCUGGGAAUUUCUUGUAUUGUAAGAGUGGAAUUGAUUGCUUUGAGAGAAAUUGUUAUUAAACUUUGGAGGUAAGAAUGAAUUUUGCAAGUAUACAUAAAUUGGCCCAGUUGAAGCAAAUGGAUAUCAUUAAAUUUUAGUAUACCGAGGUCCUUAAAGAUGGGGUCAGUAUGAGCAUUAAAAUGUGAUUUAUUAAUAAUUCUAAUAAUGCGCUUUUUUUGCAGGAUAACAAGGCGGCGGAGAUUAGUUUUAUAGGUCGAAGCCCAAACGAUAUUGCAGUAGUAAAAAUAAGGAUAAAUUAAGGAAUAGUAGAGCAUACGUAAAGACGAUUUAGGAAGAAAGAAGCUGCAUCUAGAUAUUAUACCGAUUGACUUCGCAACUUUACUUGCAACGUGAGAUAUUUCCGACUUCCAAUUUAGGUUUUCAUCCAAAAUUACGCCUAGAAAAUUUGUCUCCUUUACUUUAACAAUAUUUUGAUUAUCUAUACUUAUUUGAAUAUUACAAAUUGAACGCUUUUGUCUUGGUUUGAAGAUCAUAAAUUUAGUCUUUUUAAGAUUUAGAGAAAGCUUGUUUGCUUUAAACCAGAUUGACAGUUUGUCCAUCUCCAAGUUUAACAUAUCUGAGAGAUAGUUCAGAUCUUUAUGUGACAUGAAUACAUUGGUAUUUACACCUCGAUAACCAAUUGCUGAUUUUCAGUGUCACGGUGUUCAAAAUAGAUCAAAAUAAAAAUGAAAACCGUUCAAUAGAUAAAUCUGGGAAAUGAAAGGAGGUAAAUAUGCAAAGACCCUCGCCAAGAUUCAGUUCAUAGGAAUAUUUCGUAUACGAGAUAUCCGAAGAAAUGUUUUACCCAGAUUUAUAGAGAUUCAUAUGGAGACGCCAUGCUGGUGCCCAAACGGAUGGGCACCAACACGGCGGACGGAAACCAACAGAAACAUCUGUUUGCGAGUUUUGCUAUUAAAGCUUGAAUUUAUUCUUCGAGGAACUAAUAAACAUUAAAGUAAUACUUUUUCUAAUACAUGAACUGUUUACAUGACAAAACUCCUUGAAAUAAGUCAUUUUUUUAGCCUAGCUACAUGACAGCUCUCUUGGCCGUCAUGUAAAUGCUGGGUCACGCAAAAGCUUAGGAAUUCAAGGGUACUUUAUCACAAAACCAAGAACCCUUUUGAACCGAAAAUUUGUAUGAAAAUGAGCUUUCAGCUGCUCUAAUACAUCGUGAAAGUAAAAUCUCGGUAGGAUUGACAGUUUUGUAGUUUGUAUUUUAGUGACGUCAUAUGAAAACCAAAAAUAGGCCAUUUACACGAUGACGUCAUUUCUCCACUACCCAGAAUCCUUCAGGGUAUUGCUUUCUUAUGAAAAUUAUGGCUUUUGUUAUUCAAACCUCACCAGGAUUAGCAAAUUUAAAUAUGAAAGAAAAACGAAAUGAAUUCUGAAUUCUGGUCCCAGUAGUAAAAAGGCGUCGUCGUGCAAAUGGCCCAUUUCUCUGGUUUCUUAGCUGACAAAAAGUUUGAGUUUACCUUAAAUCUGUUUGUUGCAGAAAUAGUAUAAAUUACAGGAUUAGUCUACAAAGAAAAAUAGGCACUACUUGUACGAAAAAGAAAAUUAGAAGUCACAAAAAGGAUCCAUAAGCUGGCGCUUUUAGCACUGAAUUUAGCACUGCUUUUUUAAAAAAGUUGAUUGACAAUCGAUCGUUUCAUUAUUUGUUUUGCGGGUUGAUUGACUAAGCGAUUGUUUUAUAUUCGUUUUUAAUUAGAUUUUGAUGAAUGUGGAGGAAACAAUAACCAUUGUCAUCAGAACGCCAUCUGCACAAACACUAUUGGCUCCUAUAGCUGCCGCUGCUCCGUUGGAUAUGCCGGUGAUGGCUUGCUUUGCAGAGGUAUUAUGUUCGAAGCCCCAAGUUGCAGUUUUUCGUUUAAUUCAUGAAGCGAAUUUCUAAGGUAGAAUAAGCAUGCUUUUACCGUAAAAUUGCCUGAAAAUUUCUUUUUCAAAUAGCUCUUUAGAGGGGUUUAAAUACGGAGCAGCGUAUUAUAGUAGAAAAAUAAGCGUUUAAACAUAGGCUGGCACAAAUUAGGAGGGAGAUCUCAGAAACUUUUUUAUUCCAAUUUCAGAGAUUGCAAAAUUUGGACAUUAACCUAAUCUCUAUGAACAACCCUGAGCAAUGAAGUUUAUUAACUAUCCUAAUUUUAUAACUUGUAGAAAUACAGACCAUACUAAAGUUUUAAAUACAGCCCCAAAAGGGAAUUAAAGUACGUACGUGGAUUUCCCUACAAUUUCAAAAUCUAACCUCUCAUAGACUGCGUAGCUUUCCGCUCUGGUUACAACUUUGUCAACAAACCCGAGCGGGGACGCUUGUUAGAUCCAGUUAUGCAAGCUUAAUCUUUCGGGGAUAAUUUUUUUUGCUUCAGAUAUCGACGAAUGUUCUUCAGGUCACCAGUGUGACAGCAGUGCGACAUGUUAUAAUACAGAUGGAUCCUACACCUGCACAUGUAACAGCGGCUUCACGGGGGAUGGACGAACCUGUCGAGGUACGAGUAUUUGAAUAAAUAAUUAAUGCUAUAAACGACAGCUCUGUAAAACUUUUUGAUUAACUAGGUUGGCUGCCGAUAGGUGUCAUCAUACGUAAAAGAAAUCCUCUCAUGCCACACAAAGUGAUUCAAGAUCUUCCUAAUUAUUUCACGCCCUAUUUCAAACAUGUCCAUUCUUCACAUGGUCAUGGUCUGAUUAGAUCCGCCGCCCAUAACAACUCUGUCAAACCACUCUGUCAAAGAAAAUCAGGACUUAAGCCUGGUUUUCAUAUGAUCGUCCGGAUCGUCCGGAUCGUCCCGAUCGCCCCAGUCGUUUCAAAAUAUUUCGAGACGAUCCAGACGACUGGGGCGAUUGGUAGUUCCCAUAUGAUCGUCUCGAUCGCCUCAAAGGCAAGACACGCUUGGUCGUCAGCGAUGUCUGGGUCAGACAAUAGAAUUUUUGCGCGUGUUUUGCAUACAAGCCACAUAAAUGGAUGAUUUUUAUUCGUAAAGCGAACCUCGUACCUUGGUAUCUGCUUUUUCUCUUGAUUUUGCGGCGUUGAGAAGCUAGAAGAGUUCCCCGAAGACAUAGUAUUCUUCGAAAACUUGAUGUCACGGACUUUCUCUAAUUUCAAAUAACCCCCAUACGCGCUGCGAACAUUUGCGUAUUAUUUUUUUGGCUUCAGCGCCAUCCGGGCCGAAUUUAUUCUCGAUUACCGGAGUUAAAAGUGAUGACUUCUGGGACAGCCUUCGGUCGUCCCGAUCGUGUCAGUCGUCUGAGAGCGUUUCCAUAUGAUCGCUUCAAAAUUUACAUGAUCGUCCCGAUCGUCCGGAUAGAACUCAACUCUAUCCGAGCGAUCGAGGUCGUCUCAGUCGUCCGGGUCGUUUGCGAUCGUCUGGGUAGCGUUUCCAUAUGAUCGUCCCGAUCGUCUGAACAUUUUUUGAGACGACUCGGACGAUCGGGACGAUCAUAUGGAAACCAGGCUUUAGGAAGUUUCCCUCAAGUACUUGUCGCCCAUGAAAUAAAUUAAGGCCACCCGUAUAGAGACAUAGUUUCCCACACAAUGUUCAGAAAAGCACAACCGGAUAGGUUUACCAAGUACAACGCCUCGAUAGAACAUUUUACGGUUUUCAGAUCUUGUUACAAGUUUAUAGCAGUUGUAGAAUUUCUUUAUUAGAGAGAUUAAGAUUCCCGUUUACGCCAAUCGGCAGACGUGAAUUUCUACCACGUGACCAAGUAUCCCCCAUAUUUUCAGUUUACUCUUUACUGCUUCUACACAAAAAUAAGUAUUUUUAUGCCAGUUUUAACCAUAGGAAUAGUCCGGAACUGUCUGUCUGCUUAUUUUCUAUUCUGGGAAAUUCUCAACUUUAGCCGUUUGUGGUAAACUUGAAUCAUAAUCUCUCUGUUAUAUUUUUUUUUACUAAUGGCUGUAGUGAAAGGGCCAUUAUAUUUAAUUAUAAGAACUACCCAAUGGUAGUAAUGUUUCCACCCUACGGAUAAAUAAAAUUUCUUGUCUUGUUCUUGUUCCCGUUGUUGUUGUUGUUGUUCUUCCUCUUCUUUUGUGAUGUCGUUCACUUACACAUUGGGGGAUUAGAUGGGGGCGACCCGUGCCCCCUCCUUAUUUUUAGGCCAAACGCUGAAGCCCGUAGGGUUGAGUAAAAUCAUUUUCUCUACCGGACCCUCCACCUACUUGCUAAUCUGAAUCCGUCACUGCGCUACUUACAGUCAUAGAAUUAAAAAGCCAUCUCCUCUCAGUGGUCUACCACAGUACUGUUCUUUUUUAGGCCUUGGAAAGUUCACUCCCAUGACUAUGACGUUCGUGUACAAAAAAGAAGGUCCAGCUUAAAACAAAUAAAAGUUUCAUUUUCUUCCAGAUGUUGAUGAAUGCUCGUUCAACGCCCAUGACUGCGACUCCAAUGCAAUCUGCACUAACACAGAAGGGUCAUUUACUUGCAAGUGCGACGUGAAUGCGCAUUCCAUUGGUGACGGGAAAACAUGCACUCCUCAUCGUAAGCCGAACUAUAUGUUCUACUUCAGUUUGUUCCAUUCGUUUCUCGUUUUUAUAUCGAGUGUGACCACUUUGACAACUGUUCAUUUCUAGUUUAUGGAAAAAGCUUUAUCCGCCAAUAAUUAUGUCGCCAAAUAACAACUCCUGCCUAUUUUUUUUGUCGAAGAAUAUACUAUAAUACUGAAAUUUCAAAUGCGCUUAAAGCGAGAUUUGCUUGUUUAUUUUGUUGGUUGCUUCUGACUUUCUUGGGUUCUUUAAUUUUGAGCGUAUUUCAGGCUGAUUUUUUCACUGAUUUUUCUUUAAGUACGUACAGCUAAACUGGAGUCGUUGCCAGUUUUUGAAAAUAAAGCAACUUUGAAAGUAUGAAUUUCUGACUUACUUUCUUUAUACUAGGUGGCCUCGGUGAUUCCGUUAUUUUAGGGAACGAUGCUAGCAUGAUAUCACAGUUAAACACCUGGCUUCUUCCACACUUGCAAAGUCCUGACAGAAGUUACUGGAAACUGUGUUAUAGAGCUUCCAUUCAUGGUUGGAGAUCACGGACCUUUCACAAUUAUUGCGAUAACAAGGGUCCUACUGUAACCAUUAUUAGGGUCGGGAUCUAUAUUUUUGGAGGCUACAACGACAAUUCUUGGAAAUGUAAGUCUGGAAAUAUGAAAGUAUACUAAGAGGGUUUCUACUGGUUGAAAUUCAAGUCAUCACCCGCCCUCUCCCGGCCCCCUGCCCCCAUCACCCCAGUGUACAAGGGAGGAUGGGUGGGGCCUCUGCAAUUUUCUCCAGUAGUUUAAAACAACUUUUUCAAAACCUCUUACCUCUUUAACGAGUUGCCAUAUCUCUCGCUGGAGAGGAUUGUGAGGUCUACGUCAAAAGACAUCUGCGUAUAGGAGGCUGACUAAAUUCUCGCAACCUGACAAUCUUCUCUCAAGUCGCAACAUCAGUUUUUGUAGCAUUUUUAGGAAAAGUCGUUAACGAGCUGUGACAAGUGUUUAAAGUGGUACAGUAUUCAGGAGUCUUUUAACGUGCAACGUGCCGGAAAAUUCCAGGACUCAGUCGCCUGACCGGAAGAUUUACAUUGCAGGCAGGUGGGGAAGGUGUCUCCAAGGCCAAGGAAAUCGGUGGUUCAGCCGGCCUGCCAGUAUUACGUCACGUCUCGCGUCAGUGACUUUCAAAAUGGCGAGCAAAGUGUUCAUCGAGGGGACGGAUUAAAUUUUUAUUCCGAUUUUUACUGUUUCGAUUUCCUGGAUUUGGAGAUUUUAGAUUGUUAUAGAAAACUAAACUUAAGAACUUUUUUGGAAUGAAACGUCCAGUGGUGUAAUAAAUUUUAGGUUAGUUAAUGUUACAGUUAAUGAGAAGCAAAGGAGUAUAAACAACUGGCUCAUGGCAAACAAAAAAAAUCAAAUUUCUUUAUUUUCACACCCUAUAUCAAAAACGUAUUGAUUACGAUGUAAACAUCAAAACCUCUUGUUACAGCGCAAACUCUCUUGUUUCCUCGGAAAGGAAAGAAUUUUAAGAUACCUUUGUGUCCCUGAUUCAAAGUUAUCUUGGACGCAUCAUAUUACAUAUAUUUCUACCAAAAUCAGCCAAUCAUUAGGCAUCCUUGCAAGACUAAGGUAUUUUGUCCUUUCUUCCACUUUAUUAAACAUAUAUCGUUCUCUUGUAGAACCUUACUUGCCCUAUGGUAUAGAGAAAAUUUUGAUUCUUCAAAAACGGGACUUCGAUUAAUUCAUUUAAAACCGUUUAGGUUCCACGCUGGUUCAAAUUGUCUUAUGUCUUUUCUUUAUUUUAAAACAAUCUGCCUUGUUAUGCACGAUGGUCUCAGUAAUGUAACACCUCCAAACGUUUCCAACUUAUUUACUUAUUCUUCAAAAGUACAUUACAAUGAUACACGAUUUUCUGCGGCUGGCAAUUUUUAUAUUAAGCACUCGAGAAAGAACCAAAUGAAGAACUCCUUUUCAAGAAUUGGUGCAAACAUAUGGAAUAGUCAGGGGCACCCAACGAAAACAUAGUUCAAAACCACUUAACCAUAGCAUUGUUGAACGUAUUUUAGUAUUUAAACGGUAGAUAUAGGCAUAUUUUUAUCCCCUAAAAAUUUUUCAUCUGUUCGGAUUUCCUAGCUGAGAGUCUAGUGAUCCGAAAAUUAUAUGGAUCAAAACUCACCUUUGAGCCAGGGGAAAGGCUCCCGAAAAUUCUAAGUGAGCUUUUUAGAGUAAAAUUCCGUUAAAAGUUGGCAAUUAUACCUGUUUUUAGAUGUUCGAAAAUCCUAGGAGAGGCAGGCAAGAAAGAAAUUUUAAAACAAAUGUUCCGAAAAUUCUAGAUCUCAAAUUGUCUACCGAACAGAUAUUUUCCGAAAAUUGACGUUGGGUCACCCCUGAAUAGUAUUCCCGACAGCGAUCGUGCUCUACCUAAAUAUAAAUUUAAGAAAACCCCACAGAGUCGGCUACUGGAUAUUUUGAUACAAGAAGAUACUUACGUUGGCGCGCGUAAUUAAUUGACGUAUUUGGUAAAUAUUAAAUUUAAUUUUCAGGUUAAUUAUAUUCAUACAGUGUUUCAUCUACCUAUUUUGAAAUAUAUGCAUUCACUGAACAUGUCUAGUUAAUUCAAUAUGUUGAUGUUCGUGUAUCUGUAUCUGUUUAACUUUAUCGUUAGUUUCAACCCUAUUAUUGUAACUUUUUUAUUAUCCUUCCCACCUCGAUUAGCUAUGGCUACUUUGCGGGCAAGGAUCUGAAGGAUCAAUUAUGGCAUGCAUCCAAAGUGUUUUUAAUAAACUUGAACUUGAACUUGAGCCUUGAAUUUUAAAGAUUCCUUGCUAUCGUCGAGCAAAUUUUACGGGCAAUCAUACCGACCGGUCACAGUUUUGGGGGCCAGUGCACAGCAAGAUUGAGGAAAUUACACACAGCAAUAGGAGGCUCAUCAAAGGAUUUAUUAUACUUUACAUUGUGCGCUCACUCAUGAAAUAUUUUUCAACACUCGAAGAGAAAUUUCGUAUCUCCAAAUGGCCAUGUAAUGUUCUAUUUAUUAUAUAAACACCAAUAAAAUGCCAAAAUGCCAAAUCAUUUCACCUAAAUAUUUUUUGCAACGAAAGGCUCGAUUUAUUAUGUGGCCAUACCAACAGUGAUCUUUUCACGUGUAAAGAUAUCAUGUUUUCACGCGAAAGCUCACCUGGUAUUUCAUUGGUGUUUAUAUCAAAACAAGUUUUCUCUGCCAUAGACGCUGUUUGGAGCUGGUGGAGCUGUAUUUGUCAUAAAUACAAAUAUACAUUUGAGGAAAAUUAGCUAAAGCGCGUAUUUCAAAGCUAUUGGGGAAUGGAGGAUCCAACGACGCGGACGACAGCGAGAACGUCAAAAAAACAAUUGGUUUAAUAAGCAAAACAACAACUUCGCACGUGCAUCACACUUUUUUGUACAUUUCUUUCCCGUUUUUGCACGACUACGACGUGAAAAUGCCUAAUUUCGCGUUUUAUAGAGGACGUAAACAAGCAACAACGAAAUUUUUUUCUCUUUCCGAGCUUGAAUAUGUCCCUUGAAAUUCAGCUUCAGGAGGGUUCGCCCAUAUUUGACAAAGUAAGUGGUUAGGAAUAAUCGCUAUAAAGACUGAAAGAACGCAAAUUCACCUUUUAAGCGACGUUCUUGUCGCCGUCGCGUCGUUGGAUCUUAAAGUCCCUAUUUCGCAUUAUUUCGGGUUCAACGGGCCGAUCUAGCUUUACUGAAUUUGGUGGAGAAUUAGGAGAUCAACAGAGGCCUACACUCGAAAGGAUGUAUAUGAAGUUAGGCCGGUUUAAUUAGUAAGAAACAAUAGAUAAAAUAUAAACAUGUGGGAUCUGUGAAUGGAACCUCCGGUUCUGGAGACUAGAUCUUGCCUAUUUUAGAGAAAAAGGUUUGAUGACCUUGACGGUCCCGUGAAACCGGCAACAGGACCCGCAAAACAAAUUAACAAAAUUAUACAUUUACGGACACAAAAUAUCAAAACGGUUUACACAAGCAGAUUAUAGCCACACCAAAGCUCACACCCAUUCGAUCAAAUUAGCGAUACAUCGCGAUAUUUGCUAGCUUCUUAGCUUUUCCUCGACCUCGCUCGUCCUAAUAACUGUGGUAUCCCUUGCUAAUUUGUACAAGCGACCUGAGGCUAUUGCCCGUUACUAUGUGACGUCACCCUGGCAGACGGAGUGGGUCUAGAAACGUACUAGGUGGAAAAACAAGUCGUACAAUUUAACCUGGAGAAUCGUGAGAGCUCGAGUCACUAGACUGGGUUAAUGCUCACAGUGAAGUAAAGGCGAUGGUAAAUUGUAACCCUAAUAAAUAAAUCAGAAUCGGACAAUUAUCCUGUCAGUAGCACAGGCCACUCGGAAUAAAAGUCCGAAGUGAAACCUAUGACCUCCUGGUUAAACCAAGUGGAUAAAACCUUUCUUCAUCUUAUUAAUGGAUUUAUAAGAGUCAGAGAGAGGGUUUGGGAAGUGGGGUGGGGGUGGGUGCGGUUGUGGUGUUUGGGUGGCGGCUUCAUAGAGGGGAUUACGGUCAGGCUUCAGGCACUUUAGAAUUCAGUUUGGCCGUUUUGAAAUCUUUUUCGACUUGGAAUUUAUUAACGUUGAAUGUAUAGGAAGUAACCGGACGAUGGUUGCGUAAAAUUUCUUAUCAACGAAAUCGCUGCAUAAGGCUCAACAUAUGAUUUAGACCAACGGAAUCCCAGAUUACGCACAUUUCGAAAAGCAUGUAAACUCUUUACGAUUCUUGGAUUCUCGUUUGAUUGCUACAAGAAUGGCCUGACUGAAUUAUAUUCGCCGUCGUUUAAUUUGUUAGAAAUAGCCCAAAAUCAUGAAAGAAAAUUGCCUUUUACAUUGACAAUAAUUUCUUAGUCAAAUACAAAUACAUGAAGUCUGCUCUUAGUGAUUUAAUUAAACCACCACCCUGUCACUGUUUGUGUUCUGUUUUUGUCUCUUCAGGGUCUGCUGGUUAUCAAUAUUCGACAAACGCCUUUAUAUACUCACUGAAAAAUUACUACGGUUAUGGAUAUUUUAAAAAGGACAUAAGCCAAGGCGAAUAUAGCUACGCCACAUACAGUCAGUACGACUAUGGUCCAACCUUUGGUAGGAGCUAUGAUUUUACAAUUGCAGACAACGCAGGAUACAAUUAUAAUUCUGACUUUGAUGAUUGCAAGUCUUACCUCAGUCCAUAUUGCGACUAUCGUGUCUGGGCUGGAAUACAAAGGGGAGAUAAUUUUCGCCCAAAUGAACUGGAGGUUUAUUAUGAAGUGCUCGUUUGA